UUAUUUUUCUUCAGUCAGGAAUUUCGAAACCCUAGCCGUCGUAGUCGAAUUCGAGAUCCAACCAAGCCUGCUUAUCUCUAAGGGUUUUCCAAGAGUCGUCUUGAAUGAUGACGAAGCCUACGCAAGAGGAGGCCGUGGCUGUAACAAAGGUAUUUUGGGACAUCAAUAAGUGUCCGGUUCCCUCUGGCUGUGAUCCUCAUCGGGUCCGUCCGUGUAUUAAACUGCUUCUGGAGAAGAAUGGCUACCGUGGUCCUCUCACCGUCACUGCCUUUGGCAAACUUGCGGACGUUCCUAUUGAUAUGCUGAGAGAAGUCUUUUCCAGUGGAGUCGAUCUUCUCCUUGUCCCUUACGGUACCUUAGACAUUAUGCGUCUAAUUGAUAUCACCGAGAGAAAUCCACCGCCAGUUAAUUUUAUGGUCAUAUCCGAUCCAAAGGCCUGCCCUGAUUUAACUCGGCUUCUACUAUCAUUGUCCUACAACCCUCUCCAGCCGUUUCCAUAUCAUCAUUCUAUGGAAACCUUACUUAGUGAAGGGGCACUUCCCACAGAAACGGCUGAAUCUGUCUCUUGGGAUUGCUUAGUAUGCGCCCGUGACCCUCCUGGCCGAAGCUUUGAUAGUUUCUUCACACAUCUAGCUAGUGAAGAACAUCAUCAACUGCAGUUGUCGAAGCAGCUUAGGGCGCCUCCUAAGCCACCGGUUGUUACUUCCAUGGUGCAUUCUCCGGAUAAAAUCAAUCUGGGCGAUGCGCGUUCUCCGGAUAAAAUCAAUCUGGGCGAUGUGCAUUUAAGUAGACUUGUAGAGGCACCCUUGCUUACCCAAUCUGGGUAUGAUAUGGUAGACUGGGAGGCUGUAAAGUCUGCGGGAAAGACAAUUGUCUUUUGGCACAUUAAUUCCUGUCCUGUUCCCUUCGGCUUUAAUCCUAGAAUGCUUGGUCCGUGCAUCAGACAGUUCUUGAAGAAAGAAGGCUGCCUUGGUCCUCUCUCCAUCAUUGCCAUUGGAGUACUAACUCACGUCCCUGAUUUCAUUCUGUAUGAUGUCUUUUCCAGCGGAAUCAGUCUUCAUAAUGUCCCCUAUGGUCCCUCAGACAUUGAGAAACUAAUUUAUGACUAUUGCUUUUGUACUGGACCUCGACUUAACAUAAUGGUCAUAUCCAAUUGCACAAACUUUGCUUGUAUGCCUGACUUUGUACAAAGGAGAAUCAACCUACUGAAACCUUUUCCAAAUGAUUCUCUUCAGAGAUUUAUUCUGCCAGACGAAGAGUAUCUUAAAGAGGAUAAUUGCAGUGAACAUUCCUUAUGGUUAUGCUCACUAUGCAGCAACAGGGAUGCGACCACGUAUUUCAGUUCUUUUCAACAAGGCUUUGAACCUUUUUCCCCAUGUCUCAAAUUUGGAUGUUUCAUCGACCAUCUCUAUGGUUUAGAACAUGAACAGAAGAUGAUGGAGCUGUGUCCCUUAAAUGAGCAACUCCAACGCAUGCGUGAACCAUUAAGUGUGCCUCCUGAGAAAAACCCGAUGGCUGUAACGGCUGUCUAUUGGGACAUCAAGUCGUGUCCGGUUCCACAUGGCUGUGAUCCUCGUCAGGUUGGUCCUUGGAUUAACCAGUUCUUUGAGAAUGAAGGCUACUGUGGUCCUCUAACCAUCACUGCCAUUGGCUCACUAUCUGACAUCCCUAAACACAUCCUGGAAGGAGUCUAUUCCGGUGGAGUCGCUCUUCAUAACAUAUAUGAAGGUUUUUCGGACAUUAUAUAUGAUCUUGUUUGUACUUUCACUGACGAAAAUCCUCCUCCUGCUAAUAUAAUGGUCAUCUCCGACUCAAAUUUCUUUGCUUAUGAGAAGGAUUUAGUGUCAGAACUGAGUGGCUACAACCUGCUUCCAUGUGAUUCUUGCUUAUUUAUGGCAGGUGCACUUGAGGAGGAUUAUAAGUGCUGUUAUGAAAAAAGUAAGUCUGCCUUCUGGAUUUGCUCUAUAUGCGACGAUAUUUGGGGCCUAGGGUUUGAAAAUUUCACCGCUCAUGUUGCUAGUAGGCCACAUCAACGGGAGUUGUUGGACUAUUUGCCUGGGUAUGCCCGUUUUACUCGUAGAGAGUAACCUCUCAACCAUGGCGACAAAGGCAAGUUAUAACAUCUUGGAGUUUGGGGCUUUCUUAUUUAAAACUGAAAUUGUUGUAGCCAAAGUGCGUAUGGAAAACUUAUGUAACAGAUAAACAAAAUGUUUUUGUUUUAUUUAUGUAGUUAUGGAAAACUAAAAUUAGAAAAAGUAAAGAUUUCUUACUCA
Messenger RNA from Capsella rubella, 2273 nucleotides. RefSeq lists its product as uncharacterized. The coding region runs from base 105 to 2087 and encodes 660 amino acids. Gene Ontology annotation, cellular component: peroxisome. The record is from RefSeq and is a predicted model, not a curated record. NCBI's taxonomy places the organism in Eukaryota, Viridiplantae, Streptophyta, Magnoliopsida, Brassicales, Brassicaceae. Gene Ontology annotation, biological process: regulation of gene expression. The transcript is spliced from 12 exons. Gene Ontology annotation, molecular function: RNA nuclease activity.